This is a messenger RNA of Pistacia vera, 1717 nucleotides long. RefSeq names its product telomere repeat-binding factor 1. The record is from RefSeq and is a predicted model, not a curated record. Gene Ontology annotation, biological process: nucleosome assembly. Gene Ontology annotation, molecular function: double-stranded telomeric DNA binding. Bases 265 to 1173 code for a protein of 302 amino acids. Lineage: Eukaryota; Viridiplantae; Streptophyta; Magnoliopsida; Sapindales; Anacardiaceae. Gene Ontology annotation, cellular component: nucleosome. The transcript is spliced from 8 exons.
UUCUAAAACAUGUGCCAAAAAUCACGAAACAAAAACACAUAAUCCAUUGUUAUUAUUAAUAUGUUUUUUUAACGCACAAAUUUGAACCUAAGCUUCGCCAACACAACAAACCAAAAAUUAAAAAUUAAAAAUCAGUUAAAUUUCUAUCAUCUCAGAUCAGGUGCUUCGAUCUCUCGAUAGUGUAUGAUGUUAUUGCUGUGUUUUGAUCAGGUUUACAGUUCAGAACUUCGGUUGAUUUUGAGGAGUUUCUUUUAGCUGUUCUUUAUGGGUGCUCCAAAGCAGAAAUGGACACAAGAAGAAGAAGCUGCAUUAAAAGCUGGGGUUAUUAAACAUGGGGCUGGCAAAUGGCGCACAAUACUUAAAGACCCAGAAUUCAGUGGUGUCUUGUAUCUGCGUUCUAAUGUUGAUCUCAAGGACAAGUGGAGAAAUAUGAGUGUGAUGACCAAUGGAUGGGGAUCACGGGAAAAGUCUAGGUUAGCUAUUAAAAGAACAGCACAUGCCCCUAAACUGGAAGAGAACUCUUUGUCUCUUGCUGCUAAUGCUGCUCUAAGCGAUGAGGAAGAAAUUUUGGAUGUUAAGCCAGUCACAGUCAGUGGUGUGCCGCAGAUUGCUGCUGCUCCAAAGAGAUCUAUAGUAAGGUUGGACAACCUUAUAAUGGAGGCUAUAACCACCUUGAAGGAGCCUGGUGGUUCUAAUAAGACAUCCAUUGCUGCAUACAUUGAGGAGCAAUACUGGGCACCUCCAGACUUUAAGAGGCUAUUAUCGGCUAAAUUGAAAUAUUUAGCAGCAACUGGGAAACUCAUUAAGAUAAAACGCAAGUAUAGGAUUGCACCCACAAUACCAUUUUCUGACCGAAGAAGAAAUUCUUCCAUGUUACUCAUAGAGGGAAGGCAGAGGGUUUCUUCUCAAGUUGAUAAUGAUGAUGUUAAUAUUCCUACAAAAUCUCAGAUUGAUUUAGAGUUAGCCAAGAUGAGGAGUAUGACUCCUCAAGAGGCUGCUGUUGCUGCUGCUCGAGCAGUUGCAGAGGCUGAAGCUGCCAUAGCAGAAGCUGAAGAAGCAGCAAGGGAGGCAGAGGCUGCAGAAGCUGAUGCAGAAGCCGCACAAGCUUUUGCAGAAGCUGCAAUGAAGACACUGAAAGGAAGAAACAACCCAAAAAUGAUGAUACGAGCCUGAUGGAAAUAAAGGGAGGCAACUACGUAGCUUCAUAGACCCGACAAAUCGCUUCCACCCAAAAUGGACAAUGACGAGCAAUUAACCAGUGCAUUUUUUUAUUGAUCCCCAGUUACAUGAAUGUCCUUUGUGACAUUUGUUUGUACUUGUAAAUAUCAUUAGGCCUCUUGGACAGGUAUGUGCAGGAUAACCUUCACGGCAUACUACCAUAUCCUGUGAAAAUGGUAGAUCACGAAAUAGCUUUUUCUUGUUGACCAUUUGGAAGAUGGGUCAUGUCCUACUGCUUUUUUUCUUCUUGUUGGCUUAUGUAGGAUCUUCUUGUUUGUAGCUGAUAUUUAUUGAUUUUUAGAAAUUUGAAAAUGCAGCAAAAUGUAGAAAUUAGUGUAGAAAGAAAUUAAUAACAGUUGGAUUCAUGGUUCCGACUGAGAUGUCUGUUAUGUAACCCUUCUUUCUCCAUGCCUUUUGGAGCUCUGUGAUGGAAGUGAAUGUAUUAUAGAUGGUUUUUGCAGCACUUAAUUCUAAAUUAAGUACGUCAUCGGCUUUCAUA